AUGGCCCUCACCGAAGAGCAAGUCAAGAUCAUCAAGGCCACCGUGCCUGUUCUCCAAGAGCACGGCAACACGGUCACCACUGUCUUUUACAAAAACAUCCUGACGGAAAACCCCGAGCUGAACUCGGUAUUCAACACCACCAACCAACUCAAUGGCCACCAGCAGAGAGCUCUAGCUGGAGCCGUCUACGCAUAUGCCGUGCACAUUGACAACCUCGGCGUGCUGGCCCCAGCCGUCGAGACCAUUGUGCACAAGCACGCCUCCUUGCACGUCCAGCCCGAGCACUACAAAGUUGUUGGCACCUAUCUGCUGGCCGCGAUGAAGGAAGUGCUGGGUGAUGCGUUAACCCCAGAAAUCCACGAUGCAUGGGCUGCUGCCUACUUCCAGCUGGCUGACCUCUUCAUCGCCAAAGAAAGCGACCUUUACCAACAAACCAACGGAUGGGCAGACUGGCGAGAUUUUACAAUCGACAAAAAGGUGCCCGAGUCUGAUGAGAUUACUUCUUUCUACCUCAAGCCUGUGGACAGCAACCCUCUCCCGUCCUUUCAACCAGGACAGUACGUUUCCGUGCGCACAGAAGUUCCAGACUUGAAAUAUCUGCAGGCGAGACAGUACUCUCUCAGUGACAAGCCAUCGCCAGAGUACUACCGCAUCAGCGUGAAGAAAGAGAGCGGGCUGAAUCCACGAGAGCCAGAAACCAAACACCAUCCCGGUUGGAUCUCCAACAUUCUGCACAGUGAGAAAAAGGAAGGCGAUAUCGUGCAGGUAUCUCACCCGCACGGCGCUUUUUACUUGGCUGACGCUGCAGAAUCAUCUGCGCCACUCGUCCUUGUUGCUGCCGGAGUUGGCCUCACGCCGUUGACAUCGAUCUUAAACACGAUCGCCUCGAGCCCGACGGCAAACACGCGCAAAGUUCAUUUCAUCCACAGUGCACGACAAGCGAAAUCCCGAGCUUUCAAGGAGCAUUUGUUGUCCCUGGCGAAGCAGUACCCAAAUCUGCGGGUAACGCUCUUCAACACUGCUCCAUCGGCAGACGAGAAGGAGGGAGAGGAUUACCACGUCAAGGGUCCGGUUGUCCUAGAAAACCUAGACAAGAACGAGCAACUGUUUUUGGAUGAUGCCUCUACACAGUAUUUUGUGUGCGGCCCAGAAGGGUUUAUGACUUCGACGGGGCGGUCUCUGGCUGGACUGGGCGUGACGACUGACCGCGUGCGGAUGGAGCUGUUUGGGACUGGCGGGGUGCCGACGGCAAUGGCGUAG
This is a messenger RNA of Talaromyces rugulosus, 1260 nucleotides long. RefSeq lists its product as uncharacterized. The record is from RefSeq and is a predicted model, not a curated record. The transcript has a single exon. NCBI's taxonomy places the organism in Eukaryota, Fungi, Ascomycota, Eurotiomycetes, Eurotiales, Trichocomaceae. Gene Ontology annotation, biological process: nitric oxide catabolic process; cellular response to nitrosative stress. Gene Ontology annotation, cellular component: intracellular anatomical structure. Gene Ontology annotation, molecular function: heme binding; FAD binding; oxygen binding. The coding region runs from base 1 to 1260 and encodes 419 amino acids.